AUGCAUGUUGCCAGAAUCAGGGCGCGGGGGCUACACAUUAUUCAAUCUUCUCCGAGUUACUCAAAGAGAGUGUUGAGUUCCUCUGCAUUUUCGUCCUCACCUCGAUCCGCAGCCUCAGAAAGCACAAUGUUCAAGAAAGCCGUCAAAGACCACCCUGGCGGGGCUCCGAAGCCCCUUCACCAGUCUGAUCUGUUACGCACGAAUGCAUCGGCUCCACCGAAGUCCCAACCUCAGUCUGCUGGCGUCAAGCGGAAGAUUGAGACCGAAUCAUCACUAGGCUCUCUCCACAGCGCGGUUUUCUUUACUGAGAACGACUUUGAUGAUGAUAUCGACUUUGACGAGCCACAACCGCCGAUUGCGCCGAGUUCUGCAAGCAUUAUCGCGUCGAAGCCAGUCACUUAUCCAAGUCUAGACACUCAACCUGAUAUCAACUACCCAGCACUUCCCUCCGUAUCCCAGGAUGCAUUGGCCCCCCCAAGCAGCAUGCCAGUGCCAUGGUCGUCAUCGCCUCCAUCUCAUUAUCAAUCGCCCCCAAGGAAACCCCGAAGUCUUCCGUGGAUUUGGUAA
Penicillium olsonii is the source of this 567-nucleotide messenger RNA. NCBI's taxonomy places the organism in Eukaryota, Fungi, Ascomycota, Eurotiomycetes, Eurotiales, Aspergillaceae. The record is from the annotation of a GenBank genome assembly.